Lacerta agilis (Sand lizard) is the source of this 4180-nucleotide messenger RNA. RefSeq names its product PDZ domain containing 8 (gene PDZD8). Gene Ontology annotation, cellular component: mitochondria-associated endoplasmic reticulum membrane contact site. The transcript is spliced from 5 exons. Lineage: Eukaryota; Metazoa; Chordata; Lepidosauria; Squamata; Lacertidae. Gene Ontology annotation, molecular function: protein binding; lipid binding. Gene Ontology annotation, biological process: mitochondrial calcium ion homeostasis. The record is from RefSeq and is a predicted model, not a curated record. The coding region runs from base 123 to 3662 and encodes 1179 amino acids.
AGAUGGAGGUAGCGGGGCUGGCCGUGGUGCCGGCGGCGGCGUGAGGCGGCGAGGGCCGCGGGGUAGGCGGCUCGGAGGGAGCCGGCGCGGCUGCUUGAGGGGCGGCGAGAGGCGCUGAGGCGAUGCUGUCGAUGUAUGGAAUGCUGUUGUCGGCUCUGCUGGGCUCCUGCCUGACACUGCUGUGCCAGAUCCUGCUCUUCUACCGGAGGAAGCCCGAAACCCCCGAGGGGCCGACCUCGGCGCCCAGCCCCGGCAUCUACACCACCCGGGCAGUGCCCGACACCAGCCUCAAGGACUACUUCGCCGGCUUCGUUGGCGGGGUGCAAGAGGGCACUGGCUCCCGCAUUCUGCUCCCCAGCCAGUCCCCUUCCAAAAACGACCAGGGCGCCACCUCGGACUCCUCCUCUAGCUCGGUGGUGGAGUUCACCGAGGAGACCCUCUACUGGCUCAAUGCCAUCUGUCUCUUUCUCUUCAGGGAGCUCAAGGACACUGGCUUUGUCAGGCACUGGGUCACCAGGAAGAUCAAGGUGGAGUUUGAGGAGCUGCUCCAGACAAAGGUGACAGGCAAGGUGCUGGAGGGGCUCAGCUUGAGGGAUGUUGCCUUUGGGAAUGUCGUGCCCGUUUUCAAGAACAUCAAGAUCCUGAGGCCAGUGACUUGUAGCGAGGAAGGAUGCCCUGAGGAACUAGACUUUGAGGUGGAUGUUGAGUACAAUGGUGGCUUCCACUUGGCCAUUGAUGCCGACCUUGUCUUUGGCAAGUCGGCAUAUCUCUUUGCCAAGAUCUCUAGGGUGGUGGGUCGGGUGAGGCUGGUCUUCACGCGCUUGCCCUUCACUCACUGGUCUUUCGCCUUUGUUGAUGAGCCUGUAAUUGGUCUUGAAGUCAAGUCACAGUUUGAAGGAAGGCCCUUGCCACAACUUACUUCCAUCAUUGUCAGCCAGUUCAAGAAAGUCAUUAGGCGCAAACAUACUUUACCUCAUUAUAAAAUCAGGUUCAAGCCGUUUUUUCCAUUUCAAGUUGUGCCACCUGAAGAAUUUAGAGAUCUGAAUCUCAGUAUACAAGAUUUUUCACUAACUGAAGGACGACUGAAAGUUUCCUUAAUAGAAUGUUCAAGAUUACUUAUUUUUGGAUCCUAUGAGAGAGAAGUAUCUAUUCAUUGCACAUUUGAAUUAAGUGAAAAAGUUUGGGAAGAAAAAGAAAGAUCUUUUAUCAAGACGGCAGAACUAAUAAAAGGAAAUUCACCAAGUGUUGGACUCACUCUGCGCCAAAUACAAGUUAAGGAAGGUGAAACAGGGCAUGUUGUCAUUGAAACUAUCACACCGAACUCAGCUGCAGCAGCAGCUGAUCUUCAGAGAGGGGAUAGGCUUAUAGCUAUUGGAGGAGUGAAAAUUACAUCAACAAUACAAGUGCUAAAGCUCAUCAGACAGGCUGGUGACAAAGUCAUCGUACAUUAUGAGAGGCCUGUUGGCUAUAACCAACAGAAUUCAGUACCGCAAGAUAGUCUUGCACCAUUUGUAAACUCAGAUGAGGAGACAUCAGCAGAUCUAGAAAACAAAGAACUGGAUUUACAAUUUGAGGAUUUGGCAAAUGAAUUAAAGUCAUAUGAACCCGGAGAUGAUUCUUCAACCAGUCCCAAGCAUACCACAGUGUCAUCUACAGCGAAACCACCUGGAACUGUAUCACCACUACCAAGCCGCAAGGCACAUUUUGGAAGUCCUCAGGCAAGUGGAAAGGCACUUUUCAGAGAGGCAGCCAAACAAGUGGUACUAAAAAAUGCUGAAAAUAUAGAUGCAACCCACCAAACAAACAAACAGACAAGUAAACCUCCUGUCCCACCCAGGCCACAGUUUAAAAUCACACCACUUCCUAAUGAAGUUCAAAAUACACUAGAAACUGGUGACUUAUCUGCUGAGAAACCAGAGAAGCAGCCACUUCCUGCAAGUAAUGGAGAUAAAAAUUCAGAAAAGCUAACAAAAAAUACUGACAUAGAAGAAGAACCAACAGGAUCCAAAUUAGUUGUAAAUAAACCAGAAGCAGUUAAGGAGCCUUCCGAUUCCACACCGAAUGUCAAAGCAGUUCCAAACAAACCAGCUGCAAACAAACUAGAAUCAAUAAAGGAGACUUCAGAAUCAUUACAGAGUUCCAAAGCAGUUACAAACAAAGCAGUUACAAACAAAUUAGAAACAGUAAAAGAACCUUCAGAAUCUUCACAAAGUUCUAGGUCAACUACAGAAAACCAUAAUUCAUGGGAAACACCAGAAAUUCCUUAUCGCAAACGAUUAGGUAAAUGGACAAGGACAAAGACUGCUUCCUACAUAUUUGAAGUAGAAAAAGAGCACAAGUACCUAAAUGUUGCCGUUUGGUGUAGGGAUCCUUUCAAAUUAGGUGGGCUUCUCUGUUUAGGAUAUGAAAGCAUAAAACUUGAAGAAAUAGCUUUAGAUUGUAUAGCUACAUCCUCCAUGGAAUUCAUUAGACAAUUUAGAUUAAAUCCUCCUGCACCUAAAGCUUCAGUAACUAGAACUGCAUUGCGUAAUUUGAUUUCUCACAAAGGUUUCAAUGAAAAUUUUUGUUACGGUGAUAUUACUAUACAUUUUAAAUAUUUAAAGGAGGGUGAACCAGAAGACUCCAGUUUUCUCCUGGAAAAAGAAAAAGAAAAUAUUUCAGAGGAUGAGUCUGCUCCCAUUCUUCCCAAAGACGAUCCUUAUUUGGGACAGAUUAUCUACACUGAAAACAAGCAUAAUUUUCAGGACACCCAGUUUCAGAAUCCAACUUGGUGUGAUUACUGCAAAAAAAAAGUUUGGACCAAAGCAGCAUCACAGUGUGUGGUUUGUGCAUACGUUUGCCACAAAAAAUGUCAAGAAAAAUGUCUAACGGAAAGCCCAUUUUGUUUAGGAGCCACAAGACGGCUUGAACGAGACCUUCGCACUUUUAAAUUUGAUAGCCCUGAUUCUCUAAGCGUACCAGCAUCUCGUGCCGAUACAGAAUUGAAAACUGCAACCAGAACAACAGGUUUAACGAGACAUAUCAUCAACACUAGCUCCCGGUUGUUAAAUCUUCGUCAAGUUCCUAAAGUUCGUGUUAAUGAGCCAGGGGCUGAUAUAGUAGUAGAACCUUCGCCAAAGCACACUCCACAUGGUUCCGAUAAUGAAGGUAGCGACACAGAAACUGGUGGUCCAAGUAGCCCUUCCAAGCAAACAGGUACAGGGAUAAAGUUAGCAAGAAAGGAAGGCGGAUUAGAUGAUAGCGUCUACAUUGCUGUUAAAGAAAUUGGUCGAGACCUUUAUAGAAGUUUGCCUACAGAAGAAAGAAUCCUGAAAUUAGAGGUUAUGUUGGAAAAACUACAGUUUGAAAUAGACCAGGAACUGGAGAAUAACAAUUCUUUAAUAAGAGAAAAGAAAGAAACAACAGAUACAAGGAAAAAAAUGCUAUUGUCUACUGCAUUGGCUAAAUCGGGUGAACGACUGCAAGCCCUAACACUCCUUAUGAUUCACUACAGAGCAGGCAUUGAAGAUAUAGAAGCUUUAGACCUGGAAUCCAGAAAAGAGGAUAAAUAUGAAGACGAAGAAAUGGAUAAUGAAGCUGAUAGUGCUCUAGUAAUGGAGCCAGUACUCGAACAACUACUAAAAGAAGGAGAGCUUGAAAGAUCUGAUGACUUAGUAGAUUGAUGUUGCACAUUUGGCCUUGAGAAUGAUAAACUGGGAAAAUACUUUGCACUUAAUCAAAACCACACCAGAUACAUUAAAAUGUAAUUAAACACUGGUAAAAUGUAUACAAGCUGCUUUUCCACAGGUUUUUUUAAUCUCUGUAAGAGUAUGGUUAGAGUUUUCUUUACAAGUACUGUUCCCCUUUCUUGUUUUUUGUUGACAUAGCUGGUCCAAUUUGUGUUUAAAGAACAUUUUGGAAGUUUAUACUGAAAGAUUAAUUUAUUUGAACUUUUUCUAAAGUUUCAUGCUAACACAGUUGUUUUAUUUUUUUGUUCCUUUCCGUUAUUAAGUUUAAUGUUUUUAUUUUUAACUGCAUGCUGAAAUUUACAGCCAUGGGGACCAGGUUCUGAAGAUUUUGAUUGUGUCUCAUUAUUUGGCUCUUUGAUUUAUUUCAGAGCAGGGGUGUUUUGUUUUUUGCCAAUCAUGCAUCAUAGCCAACACAGGCUUUAUUUUCAGUUUAGUAAAGGUGUUACUACAUA